CCACGCGAUUCAACCGCUCGUGCUCGUCACUCGUCACGGCCCUUUUAAUUUCUGUCUCUCUCGUCGCUUCGCCACCAUUGCUUCGGCUCUCUCUCCCUCUCUCUGUCUCUCUCUGGACAAAACAGCGUGUAAAUCUUCGGUGGACAAGCUUUGUACAACUCCAUAAACCCUUUUUCAUUCCAGCUCUCUCUCUCUCUCUAUACACACAGCAACACAGCUUUUCUCUAGAAACCAGCAUUUUCUGGCCAGUUUUCUGGUCGGUAAAUCAGAGCAAUUGGGUCGUUUGGUCCACAAGAAGAUUGAGGGGGGAACGGAAAGGAAUUUGGUGUCUUUCGUUUAUCCGAUACAUUUUAGCCAAAAAAGGCAAAAAAGUUAAGAUGGUUUUGAUGAUAUAUUGUAGUGAAGCCUAGGCGCUAGUCUAGUGGCGUGCUUCUUCUUGUUCCUUCGUUAAUGGGCUGUUUUCAUUCUACGGCGAGCAAGCAGUUUCCUGGACAUGAGGACCCCGUAAUUCUGGCUUCACAGACUGCUUUUAGUGUAAGUGAAGUUGAAGCAUUAUUCGAGCUGUAUAAGAGCAUUAGCAGUUCUGUGAUUGACGAUGGACUAAUAAACAAGGAAGAGUUUCAAUUGGCUUUGUUCAAGAAUAGAAAGAAGGAGAAUCUUUUUGCAAACAGGAUCUUUGAGCUAUUUGAUGUUAAGAAGAAGGGAGUCAUUGAUUUUGGUGAUUUUGUUAAAUCACUCAGCGUCUUCCACCCAAAUGCCCCACAUGAAGACAAAAUUGACUUUUCAUUUAAACUCUAUGAUUUGGAUGGAACGGGAUUUAUUGAGCGGCAAGAGGUGAAGCAAAUGUUAAUUGCACUACUAUGUGAGUCUGGGAUGAAGCUGGCUGAUGAGACCGUCGAGAUAAUACUUGAUAAGACAUUUUUGGAAGCAGAUGUAAAUCAGGACGGAAAGAUAGAUAAAUCUGAGUGGCAGAAUUUCGUGAGACAAAACCCUUCGCUGUUGAAGAUAAUGACACUUCCAUACCUAAGGGAUAUAACCACAACGUUCCCAAGUUUUGUAUUUCAUUCCGAGGUUGAUGAGAUUGUUACUUGACAAAUAUAUAGACAUAGCUUAGUCAUUUCACUUGCUUAGUUUGAAAGGCGUGUUUGUGUGAUUGUUUUGUUGAUUAAUUAACAAAAUGUUGAGUAGCAGCUCUCACAUAGUUGUAGAGUGUUUCUGAAUUGGGCUAUUUCCUACCUUGUUUUGGCCUGUCAAUAGCGUUAUUAUUCAUUUAAUGCAAGACAAUUCAUUUUUUGAGAUGAGAUUAAAAAAAAAAAAAACAAUUGAACCGAGGAUGUGGUGCAAUUUCUCUUACAAUAUGUUUGGAUCUUA
Molecule: messenger RNA, 1371 nt
Organism: Camellia sinensis
Lineage: Eukaryota; Viridiplantae; Streptophyta; Magnoliopsida; Ericales; Theaceae
Product: calcineurin B-like protein 1
Biological process (GO): calcium-mediated signaling
Molecular function (GO): calcium ion binding; kinase binding
Source: RefSeq, a predicted model, not a curated record